Messenger RNA from Pseudonaja textilis, 951 nucleotides. The record is from RefSeq and is a predicted model, not a curated record. NCBI's taxonomy places the organism in Eukaryota, Metazoa, Chordata, Lepidosauria, Squamata, Elapidae.
AUGGAGAACCACAGUGCCAUAUCUGAAUUUCAGCUUCUAGGGUUCCAGAUCUUUCCAAAGUGGGAGAUCAUCCUUUUUGCUCUAUUCUUGCUUAUUUAUAUAUUAACUGUCAUGGGAAAUGUGAUUAUCAUUGCAGUAGUCAAGUUGGAGCCAUUUCUUCAUUCUCCUAUGUAUGCUUUUCUCCAAAACCUUUCUUUCCUAGAGAUUUGGUAUACCAGUACAAUUGUGCCUAAAAUGCUCCGCAGCCUUCUCUCGGAGACCAACACAAUCUCUUACGAAGGAUGCAUGACACAGCUCUACUUUUUUGUCUUCCUGGGGGCCACAGAAUGCUUUCUUUUAUCUGUGAUGGCAUAUGACAGAUUCCUAGCCAUAUGUGAUCCAUUGCAUUACACAGUAACCAUGAACAGUCAGUCCUGUACUCGAUUAGCAAUUGGGUCUUGGGUGAUUGGUCUCAUCACAGGACUGUUGCCAUCUUUGCUGAUCUCCAAAUUAUCUUUCUGCAGAGCCAACCAAAUCAAUCAUUUCUUUUGUGAUAUCCCACCUUUGCUGAAGCUCUCUUGUUCUGAUACUUCAAUCACUGAGAUUACUAUAUUUGUGCUCUCUUUGUUGGUCCUUUUUACAUGUUUCUUGCUUACCUUGGUAUCUUAUGCCUUCAUCAUCAUUACUAUUCUAAAAAUCCCCUCUGCUUCAGGAAGGAAAAAGGCCUAUUCUACCUGUGGCUCCCACUUAGCUGUGGUGAUAAUAUAUUUUGGCACAAUGAUCUCGAUGUAUGUUCGCCCCAAUAUUAAUUUUUCCUCAGAGCUGAAUAAGGUGAUUUCUAUUUUCUACACAGUCAUAACACCCCUUCUAAAUCCUGUAAUUUACAGUCUGAAGAACAAUGAUUUCAGAGGAGCUAUUCAGAAAUUAAUUCAAAAGAGAUAUUGUGGCAUUCUAUAUGCUUCUAAACUGUAA